Messenger RNA from Ooceraea biroi (clonal raider ant), 5230 nucleotides. Its product is annotated as facilitated trehalose transporter Tret1. Gene Ontology annotation, biological process: transmembrane transport. Lineage: Eukaryota; Metazoa; Arthropoda; Insecta; Hymenoptera; Formicidae. Gene Ontology annotation, molecular function: transmembrane transporter activity. The record is from RefSeq and is a predicted model, not a curated record. Gene Ontology annotation, cellular component: membrane.
AAUAAUAAAUAAAUAAUUACUUAAAUUGCAUUAAAUAAAUAUUAUUAUUUUUGGAUAUUUGUAUUUUUAUGUUUUAGUUACUUCUGAAAAUUUCACUGUAACGUAUUUGUAUUGCAACACUGUAAAGAGAUACUCACUGUAUAAUCAAUGUAUUGAUAUAUCAUUUAAUUAUUCUCAAUUGACGACAAAAGCGAUAAUUUGUUCAAACAGUUGCAGGUAAAUGCAAUUAAGAAGCAAAAAUUGCAUUAUUAAAAAGGUCGAUUUACAUGAUUUACAUGAUACGUCUCAAUAUUUAAUCUUGUUCAAUAAUGCAACUAUACAGCAAUAUCUUCAUGAGUUUCUUCAGGUAAAAAUUUGUUGAAAAACGUAUCUUCGUUGAAAUAAUCAAUCACAUCUGCACAAUACACAGAAUUCGAGGUAUUACCUAAAAGAUGUUGAAUUGACUGGCUUUUAUCAGGAUCGAUAUUAUGCUGAACAACGGAACAUCAAUCAAUCGAACACUGCUCCUCUUGUGGGCUAAUAUUCCGUGACGUCACGCAAUGGUUGCUGGAGAUUGAUUGUUCUUGGAGAUUUAAACCGUAUAAUGGAUGUAUGUAUCAGUAGGACUGAAUCAUUUCGAGCAACCAGCAGACCGUGGAUAGAGAAUGCACAGCUCAAUGAUCAAGUAACUUAAAAUUUAUUUUAUUUAAAAAAAGCUACUAUAUAAUUUAUGUAUUUAUAUGAAAUAUAAUUAUAAAAUAUAUAGGAUAAAAUAUAUUUCGAAAAAAAUAUAUAUCUUAAAUUCAAAAUACAUUCUUUCCAUUUUGAUAUAACAAUUUAAUACUUGAUCCAGUUAAUCAACGAUUGGAAGAACUUACAGAGGUCUACUUUUGAUAGAAUAUGUAGAAAGUAUGUCACAGAUGUUUGGAUAUUUUUGAAACGUUAUUUUCAGUAGCACUUUCAUGCUUAGAGAACAAAAAAUGGUCGUGCUCACCGUAUCUCCCGAUUUUAUGGGGUAAAAGUAUUUUCUCCAUUUCCAAAAUUGGAAUGAAAGAGUUUUAAAAGAAAGGAGAAGUUAGAGACAUUUAAAAACCCAUUACUCGUUUUCUUUAAUGCCGAAACUAAUGCCUCUAAGCUGCUGUUGUUAAUUAGUGAAUUAUUCGUUAUAUAUUGAAAAGUCUUGAAAAAUAUAAUUUAUUUUAAAUAUAAUAGUAGUGUUUUCUAAUAUAGUAGAUCCCAUUAUUCAAUCAUCGCUGUAAAUAAUGAUUUGUGCCAAUCAGAAACGAUUUGUAGCAAUUGAUGUACCACACAUUGACAUGAUCAGUUGUAUGUGUCACAAAAUGUUCGUGUACAAUAAAUUAAAGCUUGAUGGAAAACGUUGUUAUAUAAAUAAAUGAAAACUAAAAAAGAGUUUUGAUACAUCGACAAAGUACGCAAAUUAUUCGAUCAAUUAAUUCUCUAAAUCUAAUUUUCUGAGAGAACAUUCUGUUUUAUAUUAAUUUUUCUUUCACGUGUAAUCCUUAUUAUAAAACAACUAUCGACAUAUUAAAUAAUUUAUAAAUUCUAAUAAUUUCAAUUCUUAUUUACAUUCAACGAAUUAUUCAAACUUUAUUGUUGCCCCUUAAAAAUGGAAACAGACUCCAUUAAGGACACUAUAAGAUGAAUUUUCUUCUAUAAAAGAUCCUCUUAAGUGUUAACUUAAGAACUUUAAUAAUCAAUAAGAAAGCUUAGCAUCUCAGAAGACUUAAGACGAUCCUGGCAUAAGAACUAUGAAUAAUAACCCCUAUAAUCAAAAAGAAUGCGCGCAAUUGCGCAACAAUAUCUGCAGUAAAUCACAAAUCAAGGCAAACGAUAUUGUUUGCCAAAACAUCCGGUUGUGUACCAUGCGCGAAGUCGAUAUAUGUUCAUAUCGAAUGGAGAGGGUCGCUUGUACGGUCAGUCAUACAGCUGAAUUCUCGCGAAUCUGACUUGAAUCGCGGCGGUUAACGUUGAACGGUGACAGCGCUUAGACAACGUCGCUCGUUGUCGUCCGUCGAUGAAAAUGACAUCGACAUCGGCUUCCGCGAUGGACGACAGCGCUAAGAUCCGUCGCUUGAAUCAGCAUAUCGCCGCCCUAGUGACUUCCCUCGGCGGAUUCGCUCUCGGUGUGACACUCGGCUGGAACUCGAGCGCCGGGGAAGUCCUGCGGAACAUCUUGGACGCCAGCACCACGGAGAUCGGUCUGGUUGGUGGCAUCUUGAACGCCGGAGCCUGUGUCGGCGUGAUGCUGGUGCCGUUCCUCAUGAAGUACCUCGACUGUACCGUCAUCAUGCUCCUGACCGUGCCAGGAUUUAUCGUCGGCUGGACGUUUGUCUGCUUCGCCGACCAGGAAGUACGCGUUUCGCUUUUCAUAAUCGGUCGAUUCAUAUGCGGCACGAGCGGGGGAGCAUUCUGCGUUCUGACGCCGAUUUACAUCGCGGAGAUCGCGGACAGGAAUUCGCGAGAACGGUUGCUCACGUAUUUCCAUCUCUUAAUCAACUGCGGCAUCAUGUACGCCUUCGUAAUCGCCCACGUGCUGGAUGAGCAUGACACCGUAUGGAGGUACAGUCUCGCCUGCGCUAUCACGUGCCUCAUGAUUACGCUGGUGAAUCUGCUUCCUGAGAGCCCUCUCUGCUAUCUCAUGAAGAAUAACGAGAUCAAGGCGAGGAAGUCUCUAAAGUGGUACCGUGGUGAAACUUACGAAGAUGACGCCGAAAUGCAAGAACUAAAGCGACUUGCUGUUAUGAGCCAGGCAGGAAAGGUCACGAUAGAUACGAUGAAAAAUCGCUACGUCGCAAGAUCCUUCUUCGCGUGCUUGUUCGCGUUCCUGACCCAACAACUGAGCGGCGUGAACAUUAUGAUCUUCUACGCGCUGACGUUCUUUAACGUCGGCGGUUCGGGCGACUUGACCGGAAGCGAGCACACCGUCGUUGUUGGCGGCUUGCAAAUUCUGUCCUGCUUCCUGGCGACGUGCUUGAUAGACGUACUCGGACGCCGCGUCCUACUGACUGUGUCCGCAGCGCUCAUGGGAUUGUUCUUGAUACUGUUAGGGUGGUUUUAUGAAUUGAGGGAUGAGGAGCCGGAGUACGACGACAUCUACUUCUGGAUGCCGCCGACGUGGACGGCUCUCUUUCUCGCCGCGUACAACAUCGGCAUCGGCCCGAUAUCGUGGUCCCUCCUGGGAGAUGCUUUUCCCAUGGAAAUAAGAACGACCGCCGCCGCUUCCGUAGUCGCUUUCAAUUGGCUACUCUCUCUGACAGCGACGAUGACCUUCGGGGAGAUGUUGGUCACUCUCGGUGUCUCAAAGACCCUGUGGCUGUUCGCCGGCUUUUGCUGGUUCGCCGGUGCCCUUUGCGCCCUUCUCGUAAAGGAGACUCGCGGUCGCAGUCUGGCCGAGAUACAAGAUAGCUUUGAAAUCGAGCACGGACGAGUAGAAACCGAUGAGAACCGUGAACCAAACACGGGGCAGACUCGAUGAAGACUUCAAAUGUUCACGAAGACGAAAAGCGCGCGAAUCCCUCGCCGAUUUGGAAGAAUAAAAGUUGACCGGUAGAUGUUGGAAGGUGUCUUCCGAUAAAUAGCUGCGUUCAGAAGAAAAGGAAAGCAGAAUCAGUGAUUCUUUAAUAUAAUUGAUUUUUGCCUUUAGAUCUUCGCUGGAUCAGAAACCAAUCAUAAUAAAGGAUCACGAGUGCGGCGAGUACGACGAUUUAACGCCAUCCAGAUCGUCCUAGCUAGAUUGCGAUUCUAAUAAAAAAUGAAUAUCCGUUAAAGAAGAAAAAGAAGAAAAUUAUUCUUCGUUCACAUGGGGCUCGGCCGUCACAUCGCUCACGUCGCUUUCGAUGCCUUCGAUGCGAUUUGCAGCGCUCUCGAACCGAGGAUCUCAAGAGACUGAUCGGAGAAUUACGACCUCACAAAUCAUACGAGAAAUAAACGCAUUUCGUGAGCUGAGACGCGAUUCCGAAACCAGCGGCCGUUGUGACGACCGAGUAAUCAAGCAUGAAACGUCUCGAUUGGGCGAAUCGAUCCGUCGACGAGUCGGCUUUGUAGUUGCCAAAAGCUGAAGAUAGACGAGCUUGCGGACGUCGCGUUUUUCGAACGUUCCGAUCACGCGCCCGAUAAAUUGAUCGGUGCUGUCCCAGCAGUUCAGCAGUCGGAACAGAACGAAAAUACGACGAUACAGCGAGAAGAACGUAUUUCACCUCAUUUUCCGCAAUUGCGAUAUUGGGCGCUCGCGGCGUCGGCUGGCGGCACGCCAAAAUCCGCGCCAUGAUUUGCUACACCGGGAGCCGUAUUUUGAAAUAUCGCUAACAGAUGUACACACGCAUGCGAGAGAUAGGUUCGCGACACUUGCCUCGCGUUCGGUUCCCUUGACUGAAAUAACGCAACUGCGAGAGCCAUCUCUCUCGACGAGUGAUUUAAUCCCUUCUGCGAAACGCGACUGUACUCGUUCGUUGCGAAAAUACGAUCUGCAAAUUCUAAGAGCGAAACUCUCUAGUUCGACUACCUCGAAAUGUUACAAUCAUCCUAUGUGGUUGCAUUCCGCGGCAAAAGCAGUCUUAUGAGUUUAAGAUUUAUUAACGCGGAUUAACCUUUGUCUUUUUAAUCAACGUAUUUAUUAUGUAUUAUUAAAAACUAAAUGUUGAUGAAUUAUUUACAACAAAUAAUCGUUUAGAAAAUUUGCGUACGCUUUAAAUGGGAGGGAGAAAUAUUUGAAUAUAAAAUAAAUUGUCUUUUAUAUCUAUAAUACCCAGCAGUUUUUACAAUUCAAUAGAUCGGAAUUAUUUUGAUUGAGUAAAUAAGAGCGAAAGCGCUUUUGUAUUAGAUGUGUAAGUUAAUUUGAUACUUUUACAAAAUUUUCAAAAUUUAUUUGAAGAUUUCUAGAACAAUUGUAAUUAGUAGCAUUUUAUAAAUGUUAAUGUUAACAAAUUGUAAGGCGGAACAAGAUUUCAAAAAUUUUGAAGCUUAAGUAAUACUAAGAACAUCAAAUUAAUUUAUAUAAUGACAUAUAAUGGAUAAAUAAAUUUGUCAAAUCCUCUCAUAUUAAAUUUAAAUAAUUUGCUUCUUUUCAGAUACCUUUAUAUUGCAAUUUCUGAUAAACACAAUCUACAAAAGCAGCAGCGAUAUGGCGAAAUUUGUAUCCACAAUAAUCAUCAAUUAUUUAUCGCAUUAUAUAACAAUUGUAUAAUUUUACAUAACCAUGUCAAAAUACAUCGGAAAUACUUUUCUUUUCGAA